Molecule: messenger RNA, 3722 nt
Organism: Leptidea sinapis
Lineage: Eukaryota; Metazoa; Arthropoda; Insecta; Lepidoptera; Pieridae
Gene: BicC
Product: protein bicaudal C
Exons: 19
Coding region: 1-2151 (716 amino acids)
Cellular component (GO): cytoplasm
Molecular function (GO): RNA binding; protein binding
Source: RefSeq, a predicted model, not a curated record
AUGAGUGAGGCUUCGGAAAGCGGGACAAGUACCUCGGUGACGUCAUCAGAAGAAUUACAGAAGUUAGUUGUUAUUCUCGGGUUAAACAGUGUUGAAGAUGUUUAUCAAGACAGAUUUCGUAUUGAUAGACGUCGUUUGGAAUCUAUGCUUGCAGAUGACUUGGAGGAAUCCCAAACUGCUCAGGCAUUUUUUCAUCGGGUUAUGAAUGAAACAAACACUCUUAUCAACUGGCCCGCCCGACUAAAAAUUGGUGCUCGUUCAAAAAAAGAUCCUCAUGUGAGAAUAGCGGGACGUCCUGAUGAUGUCAGACUAGCGAAAGAGAAGAUCAUGCAGUUGCUUGACACCCGUAGCAAUAGAGUUACGAUGAAAAUUGACAUCAGCUACACUGACCAUUCUCACAUCAUCGGGAAGGGAGGCUUGACAAUCAAACGCGUCAUGGAGGAAACCCGAUGCCACAUUCACUUCCCGGACUCGAACCGCACCAGCACCAUGGAGAAGAGUAACCAGGUGUCCAUCGCAGGAAGUAUGGAACAGGUGGAGAAGGCCAGAGCUCGUGUGAGGUCCCUGACUCCGCUGAUCUUCUGCUUCGAGCUGCCAUUCGCGCCAUCGUCGCAGCCGCUGCCCGACAUCAACUCUUCGUACGUUCAGGAGAUACAAGAAAAAUACAAAGUCCAGGUGAUGCUCCGCAACCGCCACAAGUUGCACUCCAACCUUGUAGUGGUGAAGGGCGUACAAUGGGAGGUGCACUCCACGAUGCAAGCCACAGAGCUUCUGAUGAACUACAUGUGCGGAUCGCUUAUGUGCCAAACCCAAGUACAGAUGAGCCUGGAGAUAUCAGCGAUGCAUCAUUCCGUGGUGGUGGGGCGGGGUGCAGAACAGCUGAAGGCGAUCAUGCAGGCAACGGGUACCCAGAUCAUGUUCCCCGAUGCCAAUGACCCUAACAUCCCCGCGCUGCGCAAGAGCCAGGUUACCAUUACUGGCCAGAUUCGGGAUGUGUACGCGGCCAAGCAACAGCUAUUGGGCUCCCUACCGCUGGUGGUACUCUUUGACGUGGCGGACAAUAUAUUCCCCUUCAACGACGACAACAUCAGCACGCUCAUGCAGAAGCAUAACGUCAUCAUCAGCGCGAGGAGGAAGCCCAAGCAGGGCAUCGUGUCCCUCGUCAUCAAGGGCAUCGAGAGAUGUGCUGCAAUGGCAGGCGGCAAUGAUAUGAACAUGCAACAACCGAUGAUGAUGCAACCGCAAUACCUGCAGCCCACCGACUCUAGACAGAUCACGCUGAACCAACUGCUGAACACCAGCGCCGCCGCCAGCAGCGGGUACCAGAGCAACUUCACCGGAAGCUCCGUCUCCAUCGACGUUAACAACACAUCCGGCGGCGCCAACGAAGCAUGUAGUGUGACUUCUCCGUCCAUUUCUCCGAUCAGCAAGACCCACAGCUCCCCGCAGAAUUCCACCAGCGAAGCGCGCAGUCAACAUGCAGAGCUCGCUAACAUAAUAUCAGAGAUGCCGAUAAGCGAACGUCGUGCUGUCGGCUUCGAGAAGAAGAAACUGGAGACUCUGAUCAAGUUGUCUCCACGCUCCGACUACACAAAACUGAAAGAACAGGCUAGCCAGGCGAUGCGCGCGGAUGUUGGCAACAAACUCCGCGUGCCCAGCAACAAGUGGUCCGGACAUUACUUCAGCAAUACAACACCGGGAAGUAUCACUUUGGACGAGUUGGGUCAAUCGUCGCCGGGAGCUUCGGGUCUGAAUGAAAAGGAUGGAAUGACUACUCCGGAAAAAGGAUGGAACAGAUCAGAGCUAGUACGUCCAAACAUAAUGGAGUCUGCCACACCGAGCCCGAGCAAGCCAUGUCGCUACCAACAACUGUACGAUCUUCUCCAAAACAUCGGUCUUAGUAAAUAUAUCGACUUAUUCAAAAGCCAAGAGUUGGACAUGUCCACGUUCAUGUCACUGAACGAUGCGGACCUUUCUGAACUCGGUGUCACCGCGUUCGGUGCUCGCAGGAAGAUGUUGCUGGUCAUUGAAGAGCUACAAAAAUCAGCGAGCGUCAGCAAGGGUAAGACAUCACCGAUGGACGGAAGGAAUAAUAUCAUUAAGUCGCCUCCACAGUACAACACCGCGGCGAUCAACAAAGACAAGUGGUAGACUAUGGAACAUUAUAACGCUUAUGAGACCACGAUGUAUUUUUAUCCAUUUGAAUUAUAAUAUUCUGCGUAUACACUCGUGUAGUUAUAAAAUUAAUUGCUUUUCGAAACAUUCUUAAGGCCCAUGCCUUUAAGUCUACUCACAAGUGUGUACGCAGCUUAUCAAGCUGGUCUUGAAACGAAACAAAUUUAAAUGUGGAAUUUGUUUAGAUAAUUUUUCUCAUAAGCGUUUUAUUUUUUAAAUAGGUACUUAGCGUAUUUCAAACGUGACAUCCAGUCGUACAUGACAAAGCUGCAGAAUAUAAUAAUUAUAAUUACAGUUAACAAAAUAUUGUUUUAUCAUUUACGUCUGGAUGUUGGGAGAUCUCAAGAGAUAGACUGAUUUUAUGUAGUGUAGUUUCAUUUAGCACAUACUCUUGAUCUCAUUUACAAAAGCGCUCAAGAUAUUGUAAUGACUAUAUAAAUUAUUUAUUAUUGAGAAUUUGUUAGGCAAAGCCUGAGCCUGCCCAGACGGAUACAGAAAAAAAAAUACGUGGUCUAUGCCUAGCGAACGGUCACAGAAUAAAUUAUAGUUAUGCCUGCCAUACGGGUAUAGAUUACAGAAUUAUAUUAUUAUAGUUUAUGGUCAUGUUUUAUUUUAUUUUAUAGUCUGUUAUUAGUAGCUGAUUUAUAAUGGAAUAAUGUUAUUUUUAUAAAUUGUUUUAUUGAUAGCUCUAAGCAUACGACAAUAUAAUGAAGCUCUCGAUCAGGACUAAUUGUUGAAGUAAACAGGCCGAGCGCCCAAAAAAUAGUUUUUAAUCGCUAGUUACUAGAAGCAUGUUUUAUUUUUGAUUUUAUCUCUCUUAGUUUUUAAGUAGUUGUCGACGGAUAAUCGUGAAUCACUGUUUUAACUUUUGAUUAUUUAAAUUGAGCAUUCACGUUUCUAACAACCGUUAUAUGCAUUUUUGAUCGCAUAUUUCUCGUAAUAUGUACAAAAAUCAGUAACAGGAGAAUGACUUAAUCAUCAUGUUCAUUGGACAACACUUUUGAAUUAUUUUAAUUGACUCACAGCUUUUUAGUUUUAUAAAUUACAAUUUAUACUUCAGCGAGACGUUUUUAUGUUUCAAUUUCAGUGCUGAAUUUUAAUCAAAUAACAUUUAUGUAUUUUUUAUUAUUCCCGCUUAUUGUCCGUUAACUUCUUUUAGCUUUAGGUGCAUUUUUGUUUUUAACUAUACUAACAACACUAAUUUUAUACAAUCAUGUUUUUUUGUAAAGGCUAGUAAUGUUUUGCUUCAUGAUAACUGUGACUCAUAUUCAAUCAUCAAUCCUUCUUACCAUGUUAUGAUGUAUCAAUUCGAUUACUAUUUUACAAUUUCCCAUAAGAACGAAAACAAAAUGUUUUAAUCAUGAACUAUUUUAAAUCGUUUUAAAGUUGAUUAUAAGAGUAUUGUUUGAGUGAUUAUUAAAUAAUAUAUUGUCCUACAUAAAUGAGUUUGUUAAUGUAUUAGUUUUUAUUGCAUUUUAAGUUCGAUAUUUGUUUAGCAUGGUUUUUAGUUUUGCUUGUCCAUUAAAGUUUUCUGCAGCAUCACAAAA